This is a messenger RNA of Paramuricea clavata, 1339 nucleotides long. NCBI's taxonomy places the organism in Eukaryota, Metazoa, Cnidaria, Anthozoa, Malacalcyonacea, Plexauridae. The record is from the annotation of a GenBank genome assembly.
AUGAAAGCUCUCACUGUCGACACGAUUUGUCAACCCUUGGAGCCAGUCGCCUUGAACAUGGAAGCAAAUCCACAUCUUGCUAAUCUCAUAUUCAUCGACGUUUACCCGAGAGGCUCGGCCGAAGUGGACAUUCUGAUAGGUGCAGAUUAUUACUUCUCAUUCGUGAAUGGUGAAUGCAUAAAAGGUUCAAAACCAGACACACUUACAGCUGUAAAUUCCACGCUUGGUUGGAUUGUAUCAGGACCUUUAACUGGUCGAUCCACUAGUAACACCACUGCAAUGUUUACCUGUGUUCGUCCUGAUCCUGUCGAGAACAUUCUUAAGAGCUUUUGGGAGUUAGAUGCAAUCGGUAUUGUUGAUGAGGGAACUAAACUAUCGCUCGAAGAGAAUGAUGCUGUUUGCCAGUUUAAAUGUUAAAUGAGAAUUGAAAUUUGAUGGCCAACGGUACGAAGUAUCCUUACCAUGGAAAGAAAAUCAUCCUGAGCUUUGUGAUAAUUACAACAAGGCUGUCAAGCGACUAGAAAGUGUAGAGAAACAACUGCUCAGAAAUUCGAUAAGAGCUGAAGCUUACAAGAGCUCAAUCAACCAAAAUCAUGAGAGAGGAUUUGCUGAAGAAGUCAAAGAUACCAAAGCACAUGACAAUGAUAUUAAGUUGGUACGAUAUCUGCCACAUCAUGCUGUUUUUCAUGAUGACAAGAAAACACCUAAAUGUCGUGUUGUAUUUGAUGCCUCAGCUCGUGAAGAGGACGGUGUUUCGCUUAAUGAUUAUGUUUUACCUGGUCCCGCACUACAGCCUAAUCUGGUCUCGGUGUUGUUACGCUUUCGUACUCAUAAAAUUGGACUGAUGGCUGAUAUUGAGAAAAUGUUCCUUCAGAUAAAGCUUGCAGAAAAGGAUCGCGAUGUUCAUCGCUAUGUCUGGAGAGAUAUGCAAAUAGAUGGUUCCCCAACGAUAUACCGGAUGACGCGAGUUGCGUUCGGAGUCAACUGCAGCCCAUUCCUUGCAAUUGCUACAGUUCAGAAUCAUGCGGAAAGGUUCAUGUUAGAGUUUCCUGAAGCUGCAAAGAGGGUCAUGGAUGAUAUGUAUGUUGGUGAUUGUCUGACAGGAGCCGACGACAAAGAAGAAGCUGUGAAGUUGCAAAAAGAACUGACAGAGUUAAUGCAUCGUGCUGCGUUUAAUUUGACAAAGUGGUCCAGUAAUACGGAGGACGUCCCCAGUCACGUUGAAGAGAAAGAUAGAGCACCUAACGCGUUGAUUGAUUUCCGUGAGAGAGAGCCACUUAAAGCAUUGGGAAUCUGCUGGAACACUUUAACGGACUGCUUUGAAUUCCACAUCCCGUAG